Fonsecaea multimorphosa CBS 102226 is the source of this 1602-nucleotide messenger RNA. RefSeq lists its product as uncharacterized. Bases 1 to 1602 code for a protein of 533 amino acids. Gene Ontology annotation, molecular function: transmembrane transporter activity. NCBI's taxonomy places the organism in Eukaryota, Fungi, Ascomycota, Eurotiomycetes, Chaetothyriales, Herpotrichiellaceae. The transcript is spliced from 3 exons. Gene Ontology annotation, biological process: transmembrane transport. The record is from RefSeq and is a predicted model, not a curated record.
AUGGCGCCGAUGGAAGCACCCGAACCAAGGAACACCCAAACACCGUUUGCCUCGGCUUCCUCGUCCACUCUGGACGAAACCGCAGGGAUGGAGAAGCCAGCAGUGCCCCUCGAGGCAGGGUCCGACAUGCUGUCGCUCAAGGAACUCGACAGAGACGAACAGACCGUUGCUCCAGAACAUGCAUCUCCAGCUCUUGAGCCUCGCAAUGACCUGGUCGACUUUGAUGGCCCAGACGAUCCAGAAAACCCCAAGAAUUGGUCAAAUGCAAAACGUUGGGGGAUUACCGUUUCUAUGGGUCUUAUGACCUUUGUGGUCACCUUUGCAAGCUCGAUCUAUUCUGUUGCUAUUCGUCCUGUUGCCGAAGAAUACCACAUAGGCGAAGUCCCGUCGACUCUUGGAGUGUCACUCUUCCUUCUUGGAUUUGUGUUCGGCCCUAUCCUCUUUGGACCGGCAUCGGAGGUUUUUGGGCGCCGCGUACCUCUCUUUGCGGGAUAUCUCGUCUUCGCAAUCUUUCAAAUCCCAGUGGCCGUUGCUCAAAACGUGGAAACAAUCAUGCUCGGUCGCUUCUUCGGAGGAUUCGCCGCUGCAGCGCCAUUGGCCGUCGUUGGAGGUUCCAUGGCUGAUAUCUGGGGACCCAUCGAAAGGGCAUAUGGGAUUUGCGUGUUUGCAGCCUCCGCCUUCACAGGACCCGUUGCAGGCCCCAUCAUUGGCGGCUUUGUCACCCAGUCUUAUCUUGGCUGGCGAUGGACCGCUUGGAUCACCUUGAUCAUGACCGCACUCUUUGGAUGUAUCGGCUUGGUCCUGAUACCCGAGACCUCCGCGGCGAGGAUUCUACAAAUGAAAGCCAAGCGACUGCGAUACGAAACGCAAAACUGGGCACUACAUGCCAAAGCGGAUGAGAGUCGAAUCAAUUUCAAGACUCUGAGUACUAUAUACCUUGUUCGACCGUUCGUCAUGUUUGUCCAGGAACCGAUCCUGUCCCUCAUGACCGCCUAUAUGAGUUUCAUCUACGGCAUCUUGUAUCUUCUCUUCGAGGCCUAUCCCAUCUCUUUCCAGGAACAACGAGGCUGGAAUCCUGGAGUUGGAUCUCUCCCCUUUGCCGCGUUCAUUGUCGGCAUUGCGAUGGGGACCGGCAUGAUCGCCUACUCCACAAGGACCAACUUCACAAGAGCCUUUAAGAAACACGGAAAGGUGAUUCCCGAAGAGAGACUGCCGCCAAUGAUUGUCGGAGCCGCCGUCCUUCCGAUCGGUCUCUUCCUAUUUGCUUGGACAUCCGAUCCACAUAUCACAUGGGUCCCACAAGUCCUCGCCACGGCGCUCCUGGGCAUGGGAUGCCUGUCGACUUUCUGGCAGGGCACAAACUUCAUCAUUGACUGCUACGGGUUCUAUUCCAACAGUGCCAUCGCCGUCAACACUUUUGUCCGGUCUAUAGCUGGCGCGGGCUUCCCUCUGUUCGCCCCAGCCAUGUACCACAAUCUGGGUGUGGCAUGGGCAACUUCGCUGCUGGCAUUUCUUUGCGUGGUUUUCUUCCCGGUGCCGGUCCUCUUCUAUAUAUACGGGGCCAAGAUCAGGGCAAGAUCAAGGUUUAGGCCAGUCAGCUGA